ACGUAGUCUAACAAAGUAACCGUCUCUGUAAAGAGGGGAUUUAUACAUUUUCAGAAAAUUCAAAUUCAGGAACGUUUGCGCCACAACUGACGAAAAUGAACUACGAGCAGAGAUUAACCGCCGCCGCGAAGUAUGUGUUCGACGGAGACGCACGCGCCGCCACUGAGGGUGAAGUCAACUCUUCCGAUUACGGUGUAACGGCGGUGCUUAAGCCUCACCAAAUUGAAGGACUGUCAUGGCUUAUACGACGAUACCUUAUCGGUGCCAACGUUAUUCUCGGAGACGAGAUGGGCCUAGGGAAGACAUUACAAGCCAUCUCCUUCCUUAGUUACUUAAAGUUUUGUCGAGGAAUACACGGACCCUUCUUGAUAUUGUGUCCGCUCAGUGUGACAGAUGGAUGGAUAUCUGAAGUUACCAAAUUCUCCCCAAAAUUGAAGGUUUUGCGUUACGUUGGAGACAAACAAUACAGACGCGCUUUGAGACGGGAAAUGUAUGAAAAUGUGGAAAAACAAUCGUCAUCAACCAAUGUCCAGACCCUACCUUUUGAUGUCCUCCUUACAACAUAUGAUAUAGCGUUAAUUGAUCAAGACUUUCUUUCACAAAUUCCAUGGCAUUAUGCUGUUAUUGAUGAGGCGCAAAGACUUAAAAACCCUUCCAGUGUUUUGUAUAAUGUUCUCAGAGAUCACUAUAUUAUGCCUAGAAGACUACUCAUGACUGGAACACCUAUUCAGAAUAGCCUUACUGAACUUUGGGCGCUCAUGCAUUUCUGCAUGCCUUCGGUUUUUGGGACAUUAGAGCAGUUUUCUUCUACAUUCAAGGAAGGUAAAGGUGCACCGAUAGUUAAGGAGAAGUUCAAAAGCUUAAAAUAUGUUUUGGCGGCAUUCAUGCUUCGAAGAACAAAAUCUAGGCUUAUUGAGACUGGAACCCUAUCUUUGCCACCUCUUACUGAAAUCACUUUGAUGGCUCCCUUAGUGACAUUGCAGAAGAAGGUGUAUAUGUCAAUAUUGAGAAAGGAACUUCCUAAGCUUCUAGCAUUGUCUUCCGGAACCUCUAAUCAGCAAUCCUUGCAGAAUAUCGUAAUACAGCUACGUAAAGCAUGUAGCCAUCCUUACCUCUUUGCUGGUAUAGAGCCUGAACCGUAUGAAGAAGGCGAACACUUAAUCGAGGCUAGUGGCAAACUUAUCGUGUUGGACCAGCUCCUCCAGAAGCUACGUAAUUCUGGACAUCGUGUUCUUCUGUUUGCACAGAUGACACAUACACUUGACAUCUUACAGGACUAUAUGGAGUUGAGGAAAUAUCCUUACGAACGUCUUGACGGAUCUGUUAGGGCUGAAGAACGGUUCGCUGCAAUAAGGAGUUUUAGCCGCCAGUCUGUCACCGGAAAUUCCAGUUCUGAAUCUGAACCCGAUCCGGACACUGCGUUUGUCUUCAUGAUUUCCACCAGAGCAGGGGGUGUUGGUUUGAAUCUUGUAGCUGCAGACACUGUUAUAUUUUAUGAACAAGAUUGGAAUCCACAGGUGGAUAAGCAGGCUCUACAACGGGCUCAUAGAAUUGGUCAAAUGAAUCAUGUUAUUUCUAUAAAUCUAGUUACUGAACGGACUGUGGAGGAGGUUAUCAUGCAUAGAGCAGAGAGAAAAUUGCAACUAAGCCAUGAUGUAAUAGGUGAAGACGCGAUAGACAAAGAAGGCAAAGAUAUGGUAGGAGCCGAAGCUGGUGAUCUGAAAUCUGUUGUACUAGGGUUACGUAUGUUCGAUCCUACUACUGAAAGCAAUGAGAGCUCGGGUCAACUUGAUACGUCAAAAGUCAACGCUAUUGUUGAAAAGGUUAUAGCAUUCCGACACGGAGGGAAAUCAGAAUUUGAGGAUCAAACGGUUGAGUUUACUUCAAAGGAUUUAUUAGGUGAAAAGUCAUAUGACCCUGUUCUUGAUGAAGCUUCGUAUAAUUCGUGGGUCCAGAAGCUUAAAGAAACAUCAGAGACCAGUGGUGAUUUGGCGUUAGAGGAGGCAAAUAAGAGAUUGAAACUCGAGGAGAAGCAUCUUAAAGCGGAGUCUGUUAGGAGGAAAGCCGAAGAGAAGAAAUUAGCAAAAUGGGAAGCUCAGGGAUAUCGAUCUCUGUCGGUUAAAGAUGUAGUGCUACCACAUGAUAAUGUCCUGUCGGAUUCGGGUUUGGUAAAUUUAGUUUAUGGAGACUGCACUCAGCCGUCGAAAAUUUGUCCAUCAGAGCCAUGUAUAAUAUUUAGUUGUGUGGAUGAUUCCGGAACUUGGGGCCACGGUGGUAUGUUUGAUGCACUCGCUAGACUUUCAUCACAAAUUCCAAAAGCAUAUGAGCGCGCUUCUGAAUUCGGGGACCUUCAUCUUGGUGAUCUCCAUCUUUUAGAAAUUUCUGCAGGUGAAGAUGAGGAGAACAAAGAUGGUAAUGUUAAUCUGUGGGUAGCUCUAGCUGUGGUUCAAACGUAUAAUCCCAGACGCAAAGUGCCUCGUAGCAGUAUCUCUAUUCCUGAACUGGAACAGUGCUUGUCGAAAGCUGCGUUUUCUGCUGCUCAAAAGUCGGCUUCGAUCCACAUGCCGCGAAUUGGUCAUCAGAAUGGGUCAGACCGGUCAGAAUGGUACUCGGUUGAACGUCUUAUUAGGAAAUAUGCUGCUUUAUAUGGCAUAAAGAUAUAUGUGUAUUAUUUCCGUCGAUCCUCUUAAAGAGUGGAGAUGAAUCUAUGUAUCGGGUUCUAGAGGUAAGUUACGUGAUAUCAACAUAACUUGAUCGAAUAGGCAUGUUGGCUUUAUACGACUUCGUCUGUAAUAUAAUUGUGCAAAUUUUAGGUUCUUUUUCAGAUAUAUGUAGCAAGUUUAUCAUGAUUAUCUAACUUUUCGUAUUAAGUAUGUACAGUGAAGUUCCGGCUUAA
Molecule: messenger RNA, 2896 nt
Organism: Helianthus annuus (common sunflower)
Lineage: Eukaryota; Viridiplantae; Streptophyta; Magnoliopsida; Asterales; Asteraceae
Product: probable helicase CHR10
Exons: 17
Coding region: 96-2690 (864 amino acids)
Biological process (GO): chromatin remodeling; DNA repair
Molecular function (GO): ATP-dependent chromatin remodeler activity; ATP binding; DNA helicase activity
Source: RefSeq, a predicted model, not a curated record